Didymodactylos carnosus is the source of this 1644-nucleotide messenger RNA. The record is from the annotation of a GenBank genome assembly. NCBI's taxonomy places the organism in Eukaryota, Metazoa, Rotifera, Eurotatoria, Philodinida, Philodinidae.
CAACAUAUGCCUAACAAACCUCAUCGUUGGGGUUAUAAAAUGUUUCUUUUAGCUGGUGGUGAAAGUGGCAUUUGUUAUGAUUUUCUUUUCUAUGUAGGUAAAUCUGAUAUUGAUAGACAGGAACAAGAUUUUUGUACAAAAGUUGUUCUUGAAUUAUGUGAAACUGUACCACGUUCUAUCAACCAUAAACUUUUUUUUGAUAACUAUUUUACAACAAUUAAACUUCAAGUUGAGUUGAAAAAGUUAGGUAUUUAUUCUGUAGGUACGGUAAGAGCUAAUCGCUUACCGGGUUUGAUCAUGAAAGGCGAAAAAGAUUUAUCAAAAGAAGGUAAAGGAUCAAUGGAUCAUCGUGUUGCUGAAGUUGAUGGUGUUGAAUUAUGUGCAGAAAGGUGGUAUGACAAUAAGGCUGUUAAUUGUUUGUCUACAUUGUACGGUUGUCAACCAUCCGACUCAGUUGAACGAUGGUCGUCAAAAGAAAAAAAUCACAUACAAGUUGUACGACCAAAUAUUGUAAAAGCAUAUAACCAGCACAUGGGUGGUGUUGAUUUGAUUGACAUGUUAGUUUCAUUGUAUCGAAUUAAUGAUCGUUCAAAAAAGUACUAUACUAAAAUUAUCUUUCAUCUUAUCGAUCUAUCAAUUGUAAAUGCUUGGCUAGUUGUUGCUGAAUCUAUGCUUAAAUCUGCACCACCUACACCUUCAACAAAACGUGGUCGUCCAUCUUUAGAUUCAACAUCAAAUGAAAAUAAUCAAACAACAACAUCACGAGCUGUACCAAAUUCAAUUCCACCAUCAAGUUUUUUACCUAUCAAACUUGUUGUAUUUUGCAUAGUAAUGGUGUUUUUCAAAGCAAUUGAUCUGGUUGAUGCCAGUGAAAAAUAUGGUGAUGGUCAAAAAAUGAUAGUAGCUAACGAAGUCAUUGAAAAAGGUGAAAAGAUAUGGUGGUGUACAUGUGGUGAUGAUGAUGAAAUAAUGUCACGUGAUGAAAUAUUAGCAUUAUGUGUUGAUUAUCCACAUUUGAAAAAUUUUCUCUGCUGGUAUUCAUAUAUGAUUGCUGACGAUAUGUAUCUCAUACCAAAGACAUAUUGCGAACAACGAAAUAAUGAUGAAUGCUGUUUAUUCAAUCAUUCGUGUGAACCAAACUGUGGUUUUGAUAUAUCAGAUUCAAAUAAUAUCGUUGCAUUCAGAACAAUUCAACCUGGUGAAGAAUUGACAUAUGAUUAUCAUUUUCUUGAGACUGAACCAUCACUCAUCCGUGGUAUGCAAUGCAAAUGUGAAACAAAAACAUGCGUCGGUAUUCUCAAUUUUGAUCGAUAUCGUGAUCCUGAAUUUCAAGACAAAUAUUUCAUGUACAUGAGUCCCUAUUUACAACAGCGUGUACGAGAAUUAAAAUCAAAAUGGUAUUCAGGAAAAUGUUUUACACGUACAACAGCUGAUCCAAAAGUUCGUUCAUUACAUGCUCUUGAAUGGAUCAGAGCUGGUGAAAUAGUGGCAAAAUUUUCUGGUCCAAUAAUGGUUGAAAAUCAUUUUAUUCAACAUUCUGAUGUGCCAACAUGCUUUGUUAAUCAUAAAAAAGAAGUAAUUGCUUUUGGUGAUUUGCCUUGUGAGGCUGAAAUUACAUUAAAUUAUCAUGGAACAUUGUUAUAA